Molecule: messenger RNA, 2977 nt
Organism: Topomyia yanbarensis
Lineage: Eukaryota; Metazoa; Arthropoda; Insecta; Diptera; Culicidae
Product: probable protein phosphatase 2C T23F11.1
Exons: 3
Coding region: 487-1614 (375 amino acids)
Biological process (GO): protein dephosphorylation
Molecular function (GO): cation binding; protein serine/threonine phosphatase activity
Source: RefSeq, a predicted model, not a curated record
AGCUGUCAAAAAAAGCAGAAACCAAUCAAGCACUUCUUCGUUGUUCGCAUUCGUUAUUCGUACGAUCCCGUUUUGCUCAUUAUUUGGGAGAUCUUUUUGCUGCUGGCUGAUAAGCUAAUCUAUAUUUCCAGUGCAUUUUUGGUUCAAAGUUCCGUUGCCAGCAGAGGCAAGCCGCUUAAGGGAGAGCAGUCGAAUAAAACACCGAAAAGUACCAGUGCACAGAGAUAACAAAAACAAUCGGACUUCGCGCGAUCGGCUGGGUAACAUUGCAGUGCAAAGGUGUCGCUAUUCUGGAAUUGCUUUACUGUGGUAUAUUAGUCAUCUCGACGGUGCAAUGAUUCGCUGAGAACGAGCAAAGACAGACCUUUACAAGCGGAACGAUCCAUCGCGGUGAAUUGGAGAAGCAGAAACACAAAUUGAACUGCAGCCCAGCCGUCAUUUCUUCCCUUCUGGCCUUAUCUCUACGGUGUAUCGCAAUCAGCGACAAUGGGACAAACGCUGUCCGAGCCGGAAACGUCCAAGGAGUCAGCUUUUUGCCAGAAUGACUACUACAAAGUUGGCUCCAGCUGCAUGCAGGGAUGGCGUAUACAUAUGGAAGAUUCACACACUCAUAUUCUGUCGCUUCCGGAUGAUCCGGGAACGGCAUUUUUCGCGGUGUACGACGGUCAUGGUGGAGCCAACAUUGCACAGUACGCCGGCAAGCAUCUGCAUAAAUUUGUCACGCGACGGCCAGAGUAUGGCAACGACGUGAAGCGAGCUUUGCAGAGAGGAUUUUUGGACAUUGACGAAGCCAUGCUGAAUGACGAAUCGCUGAAGGAACAGAUGGCCGGAUCGACUGCCGUUGCCGUUGUGAUUAAGAAUGAUCGGUUGUAUUGUGCAAAUGCGGGCGAUUCCAGAGCGAUUGCCUGCAUCGGGGGAAAGUUGGAUGUACUUUCAUUCGAUCACAAACCUAACAAUCCGAGUGAGCUUGAAAGGAUAAAGAAAGCUGGUGGAUAUGUGGAGUACAAUAGGGUUAACGGAUAUCUGGCGCUUUCGAGGGCGUUGGGCGAUUUUAGUUUGAAGCGGAGCAGUGACAAACUGCCGGAGGAACAGGUUGUGACGGCCUAUCCAGAUGUGGAAGAACGACAGAUCAGUGAAGAUUGGGAUUUUUUGGUGAUUGCUUGUGAUGGGAUUUGGGAUGUUCUGCCGAGUCAAUCGGUGUUGGAGUUUGUUCAAGCGGAGAUUGCCCAGGGAAUUUAUCCGCAGAAUAUCUGUGAAAAUCUAAUGACGCGUUGUCUCGCCCCGGAUUGUCAAAUGGGCGGAAUUGGAGGGGACAACAUGACAGUAAUAAUUGUAUGUUUUCUGCAUGGUCGGCCCUACGAGGACUUGGUAACAAGAUGCAAGGAACAUGUCACUGAUAUGAACCAACAAAUGGCGCAAAUGUUUAUCGACCACGAGUCCGGUUUUGUACCGCAAGGUUCCAGCACAAUAACUUCGGUGGAAACGGUUGAUGAUGAUUCAUCUCCAAUUUCUUCACCCGAACAAUCCCCGAAAGCGUUGACAGCGCAAAAAUCAAGUACUGUCGAGUCUUCGCCGGACGAGGACGACACCAGCGAUGAGCUGGAUUUGAAAUAAGGACGUCUGGUACGACUAUCGCUUUCAGUGUUCUCUUUCACAAGCCCCAUGUUCUGUGGUUCCUUCCAAUUGUGAAAUCUGUAGGUUGUUAUUGUCUUAUCAUUUUUUCCGAAGUCGACGAACUUCACGUAGGAAGGGGAAAGUUUAUUUAGAUGUCGAUUGAUCGUUGGAACUAUUCUAGAAUGUCACCCUCUUGUAGGGGAAACCGUAUAAAUUCCACAAAGUCACUUUGUUUAGAUGAUGUCUUCAAACUGUAGUAAAUUUUAUACUAAACCUGACAUACUCCGAGAAAUCCUUUGAGAGGUCUAAGAAAAGGAAACAACUACAAAUCAUCGAAAUGUAAAAAGCACUUUCAAAAUUUUUUAUUCAAUCGGACAAAUCAAUUUGUGUUGCACGUGUUAUUGAACCUCCCAAUAGGCGAAUUCCAGUCAAGAGUAAGUGCAAAUAACAUCCACCGAUUGCGUAUCAAACGGAGUAGUAUGAUAAUAAUUUCGACUAUGUAGUUUACAAAUUAGUUUUUACGUUCCGUACAUUGUGCAGCAUAGUUCAUUUUUUUAAUCAAACUUACUUUUCACUUAGAAUAGGCCAUCAGUGGAAGUAGAGAACUCGCACUACCUACAUCGGUUGAAGCUUUACUUUUUACUCAACUUAGAUAUUUCAUUUAGACGGUAACAGAGAAUACAAAUACGCGAGCCAAAAAGAAUUACAAAAUAUCAAACAAUACAAAGAACAAGAUGCAAUUAAGAAAAAUGAAAGAAAGAAUACGCUUCUUUAUAAUAUACCUAGUUGAACUGAAGUAGGAAGACUUUUUUAUUGCUGCUGUUUAUCUAUCGUCACUGGUCAGGACGCGAAUCAAAGAAACGACACAACAAAACUAUACUGAAAUAGGAACAUUUUAGAACAUUCUUUCUUAUUAUUUUUAGUCUCUGUCCUUUUACCCAUAGUGAUAAGCUUUGAUAUGUCGAAAGGAGUAGAAUAAAACGAAGCUUGUGUGACAGCGCGAAUGCGUGAUUUUUUCUACCCCUGGGGACCUUUAUACUUCGCUGCGUACUCCCAAAAUUUACCGCUAGAUAUAAAAAUGUGUAUGAACGGAAUCGGUGGAAUAAAAUAUAUAGGAAAAUAAGAGAAGACAUAGAAAAAUAUCUUGCUGUAAUAACGAAUACCUUGACCUGUGCUAGUAGGAUUGGCGUUCUUCUGUUUGAUAUUUGACAUAGUGUUUUCCAGUUGCCUACCGAUUAGACUCGGAACGUACCUGCCCCAAAGCACAGAGUCUGCCUGCAACUGCAGUUCGUUGUGGAAGAACGCCUACAAGGUGCACCGUCAGUUGCUGAGAUAUUUUCAAAUAAAAUUUUUCCAAAAAUUA